AUGGCUUCGAGUCUGACCAAGAAUGCAUCCGCCAAGUCCAAGUCAUUCUCUACUCGUACUCCUGCAUCCAUACUCCGAGAACUACACGAUUCCUCCGAAGGAUUCGGAUUCUAUGCCGCUUCACCGAGACUGAUUCGGCAUGUUGAAUAUUUCAUAGGAGGACAGGAUGGCAACAUUCUCGUCGCCAAGGGAGGACCCCAAGCUAAAGAAUUCAUCAUUCGUGGUGUAUUCGAGAUCAGUCGCAAUGACUUCAAUUUCACCCCGGAUGCCAAUUUCAAUCCAUCAAACGUCUUUCAUGGUCGCUUUUCAGACGUAAAAUUGAGCUGUCGGCUUACUGCUGGUCGUAACGACAUGUUCCGAUUCUCUUCAGAAGACUUCCCGGAUGUCCUUGACAAUAUUGCUCACUUUGAGGGAUUAAUUCCAAGGGAGAGGGAUUACGAGAAGCUCAGCGCUGUUCAUGUCUCACUCGGUCAAAGAUCAAUCAGACUGAUACAUGGUCUAUUUGAGUUGAAUAUCACAUAUCAGGCCAAGAAUCAGGAUAAAUAUGAUACUGCCAGUGACGAAGAUGACGACUGCUCAACCAACAGCUUAAGCUCAGACUUCGACAUUGCCACUUGGCCAGUGGCUGACCGAUGCAAAGGACAUUUGCAAGACCUCAGAUCUACCCACAAUGUUUGCCCCCUACCAGCAUACGACACGGAUCAUAGCCUCAUCCCACCACUUGAAUACGAGUCAAAACUUAAGGGCGCACUUGUUGAAGUGCACAUGGCGUUUUUUCAUCAUCGAGUCAAGAAUGCAAAACGUGAUGUUUUCAAUGCUAUUUUACGACAACUCACCGUCCUGUCUCCACCUGCAGCCAUGCCAAUCAAUCCCUUCAAGCGCCACCGUCUCAACACUGGUCCUCUCAAUGCACGAAAUAAGAAAGCAAAAUAA
Molecule: messenger RNA, 933 nt
Organism: Suillus fuscotomentosus
Lineage: Eukaryota; Fungi; Basidiomycota; Agaricomycetes; Boletales; Suillaceae
Exons: 3
Coding region: 1-933 (310 amino acids)
Source: RefSeq, a predicted model, not a curated record